This is a messenger RNA of Tetrahymena thermophila SB210, 1059 nucleotides long. RefSeq names its product N-acylethanolamine-hydrolyzing acid amidase. Gene Ontology annotation, biological process: fatty acid metabolic process. Gene Ontology annotation, cellular component: lysosome. The transcript has a single exon. The record is from RefSeq and is a predicted model, not a curated record. NCBI's taxonomy places the organism in Eukaryota, Ciliophora, Oligohymenophorea, Hymenostomatida, Tetrahymenidae. Gene Ontology annotation, molecular function: fatty acid amide hydrolase activity.
AUGAGAAAAUUAUAUUUGAAUACAUUUUGCUUACUGGUAUUACUUUAUACAAGCAAAGUUAUUUGCUAUGUUGAACUUAGAGAUGAACCUAACUAACCCACACCUGUACCUUUGCAUACAAUAAAUAUGGAUCUACCAUUUAAGGAUAGAUGGAGAGAUGUUAUUUCAAUAUAUAAACCUGCUAUUUAAAGCUUUUUCAAUUAUGUUGAUAAAGCUGGAGUUGUCAGUAAAUUAUCUAGAGGAUUAGCUUUUUUCGGUAGCCAUUUUUAUCAUGACCAAGAAUUUAUCGAAGAAGUUAGAGCUAUAGCAGAAUUAGCUGAAGUUGAUUUUGGGAUGGCUCUCUCUCUAAACUGGCUUAAUGAACUAUCAACUAUCCUAGCUUGCACUAGUAUUGUUGCAAGAAACUCAGAAAAUAGAAUUAUUCAUGCUCGUAAUUUGGACUUUGGUUUUACUAAUUAUUUACCUUAAAUGAUGGCAUCAGUCACUUUUAUUAAAAAUGGAUAACCUGUUUACUAAUCUGAUAUGAUAAUGGGUACCUUAAUUAUAGCUAGUGGAAUAAGAUUUAAUGGAUUUGGUAUAACAUUAAAUGAUAGAUUUAAAGGUGGAUCAUGGAAUUUAUAUUAUCUUUUAAUUGCACAAUAUACUCCUCCAUGUUACUUGAUUCAUUAAGUUCUUCGUGAAAAAUAGACUUAUCAAGAAGCUCUUGAAGCUCUGAGCAAAACAAAGAUUGCUACCAAUACUUAUUUUAUUCUUAGUGGAUUACAAGGAAAUGAAGGAGCUGUAAUAGAAAGAAAUAGAGCUGAUUCUCAUGCUAUUUAUUACUUAACUGAACAAAAUUGGUUCCUUGUUUAAACAAACUACGAUAGAGAUAUUCCUGACCCUGAAAAUGAUCCUAGAAGAACAGUAGCUGAAGAAAGAAUGGAAGAAUUACCUGCUAAUUUCAAUGAAGCUAAUAUCUUCGAUGUAUUAGAUAAAUACCCUAAUUUAAAUUCUUCAACUCUUACAACUGAUAUAAUGUGUCCAAAAACAAAUUAUUACAAUGCUUAAAAAUGGUAUUGA